AAAUAAACAACUUUUAACAGUAAUGGUGGUGAUUUAGCAAAGCAUGGAGGUGAUCGAAACAAUUGUGAUACAGAGUACUGAGGUGGAGGGAAAGGAGACGGUGGUGUCCAGUGUGGACGCUGAUAAAUCAAAAACAGAGUUUAUAUGGACCCUGCAGGCCACAUGGCACCUUGUCAACAUUCGGCUGGAGAUGGAUCAGGCUUUCGACCAGCCAGUGUGCAAGAAAAAGAAACUUUGGGAGAUGGUGGCAGUGAGGGUGAACGCCAAACUGAGGGAGUCCGAGGUCAUUGACGUCACCGUGAAGGCUUACGAGUGUGACCUCAAGUGGAGAAACAUGCUGGCCACGUACAGGAAGAACGCAGAGAGGGCCAAGAGGCUGGGAGCGACCAGCGUCCACUGGGAGUUCUUCAAGGCCAUGCACGAGGUCCUGGGCAAGAGCCGGGAGGAGAUCGAAGCGCAGCGGCAGGCCAAGCUCAGCGGGACGAGAGUGGGCAAGGCCAUCGCCAGCAAAAGAUUCACCCCGAUCCUCCCCACGCCUCCCAUGACAGCCGCUCCCUGCUCCUCGCGGCCUCCGCAGGACAUCCUGCAGCUGUACAUGGAGCUGCAGGAGAGGAAGAUGAACAUGUGGGCCCAGCAGAAAGCUCUGGAGGAGAGGAAGAUAGAUGCCAUCAACAACUUGGCCCAGGCCAUCUCCAGCCUGGCUCAGAAGAACAGCACACAGACGCCCAAAGACGGACCCUAGACUGGAGACGUGAAGCAGAUCUAGACUUUUGAUUUGUGCCGUUUUGCUGUUACCAAAAACUUUUCUGAUACUGCACGAAGAAAACUG
Molecule: messenger RNA, 829 nt
Organism: Scomber japonicus (chub mackerel)
Lineage: Eukaryota; Metazoa; Chordata; Actinopteri; Scombriformes; Scombridae
Exons: 2
Coding region: 44-742 (232 amino acids)
Source: RefSeq, a predicted model, not a curated record